AUGGAGUCCCUUGACGAUGCCGUCGACCACACUGUGGACGGCGAACAUUCUUUCAUCGACACGCGAAACCCUCAGACACCCAAGCCCGACCAGAUCCGGAAGCCGUCCAUGCCGCCAACCAGCGAGGCCGAUACCUAUCCUGCUCCCCCACCAAAUUCGCCUAUCGCCUUCGGUGUCGAGGUGGCCGGUGUGAGCCAGAAACGUCCUCGAUCCCCCAACAGCCAGAAGGAGGCGGACAACCCAAAGAAGGCAAAGUGCGACGAGGGGCCUGUUGACGCCGUGGAAGUUGUGAUGCAUAGUCUGUCGCAGUGGAGCAUCGAACAAUCUUCAACCUUCGUCCAUUGCGACCUGCCUAUCCCCAGGGGUAGCACCCAAAAAAAAUCGUCAACAUGA
Molecule: messenger RNA, 393 nt
Organism: Cladophialophora immunda
Lineage: Eukaryota; Fungi; Ascomycota; Eurotiomycetes; Chaetothyriales; Herpotrichiellaceae
Exons: 1
Coding region: 1-393 (130 amino acids)
Source: RefSeq, a predicted model, not a curated record